Coffea eugenioides is the source of this 1876-nucleotide messenger RNA. RefSeq names its product methionine gamma-lyase. The record is from RefSeq and is a predicted model, not a curated record. The transcript is spliced from 2 exons. Gene Ontology annotation, biological process: transsulfuration. Gene Ontology annotation, molecular function: carbon-sulfur lyase activity; pyridoxal phosphate binding. Gene Ontology annotation, cellular component: cytoplasm. Lineage: Eukaryota; Viridiplantae; Streptophyta; Magnoliopsida; Gentianales; Rubiaceae. Bases 289 to 1662 code for a protein of 457 amino acids.
UCAGUGGCAAGUUAAGCCUUUUUUGGAGUAGUACUAUUUUCUUAUAUCUGGUUCAGCCUUCCUCCUCUCUAGUCUCUCUGUACAUCAUCUAUAAAUUAACAACGCAGCAGCUGAGUCGAAAAUUCGUCCUCGCCUCUUCCUUCUCAAAUUCCUCUUCCAAAUUUAUCCUCUACUUUUCCCCUUCGCUCUCAAUUGGUACCAAUUACUAAUAUUCAUUCAAUUAGUAAAAUUUGAACCCAAAAAAAAAGAAAAAAGGAACUUGUUGUGCAAUCACUCGCCUCGCGACAAAUGGCCGAAACUGGGAUCAAUCGCAGCAACGUAGUCACGCCAACCAGAAAAAGGUCCGGCUCCGACGAGAAUUGGGACCGCGAUGACUUGGUUGUGGCCAAGAAACAAAUGAAGCCCCUCACCCUCUGGCCCGAUCAGAUUCAGGACCCUGCCUCCGCUCUGGCCAAUGCCCGUCACGAGUUCGGCGAGCAUGGCGGCGUUAACAUGUCCAUCGAGGCCUCCGCCACCUUCACCGUCAUGGAGCCCGAGACCAUGCGCCGGAUGUUUUCCGGCGAGCUCGGCCCCGACCGUGACUUCUUCAUCUACAGCCGCCACUUCAACCCGACGGUGCUCAACCUGAGCCGCCAGAUGGCCGCCCUGGAGGGAACGGAGGCAGCCUACUGCACGGCGUCGGGGAUGUCGGCCAUCUCGUCCGUGCUGCUGCAACUGUGCAGCUCCGGGGGGCACGUGGUGGCCUCCAGGACCCUCUACGGGGGCACCUACGCCCUCCUGUCCCAUUUCAUGCCGAGGGCGUGCAACAUCACGACGUCGUUCGUGGACAUCAGGGACCACCUGGCGGUGAAGGAAGCCAUUGUGGAGGGGAGGACCAAGGUGCUGUACUUUGAGUCGAUCUCGAACCCCGCGCUGAAGGUGGCGAACGUGCCGGAGCUGUGCCGGAUAGCGCAUGACAAGGGGGUGACGGUCGUGGUGGACAACACUUUCGCACCCAUGGUAAUGUCGCCCGGGAGGUUGGGUGCUGAUGUGGUGGUUCACAGUAUCUCCAAGUUCAUAAGUGGCGGCGCCGACAUCAUUGCAGGUGCUGUGUGCGGUCCAGCGAGCCUGGUGAACUCCAUGAUGGAUCUGCAACAAGGUGCUCUGAUGCUGCUUGGUCCAACAAUGAAUCCCAAGGUGGCUUUUGAACUUUCAGAGAGGCUUCCCCACCUCGGCUUGAGGAUCAAGGAGCACUGCCACCGGGCUCUGACCUACGCUACCCGCAUGAAGAAACUGGGCUUCAAAGUCAUCUACCCCGGACUCGAUGAUCAUCCUGAUCAUUCCACCUUGAAAUCUUUGGCCAACAAGGACUACGGCUUCGGGGGCAUCCUCUGCGUGGACAUGGAAACUGAGGAGAGGGCUAACCGUUUCAUGAAUCUUCUGCAGAACUACACUCAGUUUGGGUUCAUGGCUGUCAGUUUGGGCUACUAUGAGACCUUAAUGUCCAUCUCCGGAAGCAGCACCAGCAGCGAGAUGAACGCCCAAGAGAAGGCGUUGGCCGGCAUUUCGCCCGGAUUGGUUAGGAUGUCGAUUGGCUAUAGUGGAACGCUGGAGCAGAAAUGGAGCCAGCUUGAGAAGGCCCUUUCCAGAAUGCAAGACACCAAUUUGUUCCAAAAGCAUUAAAAAAAACAAGAAGAAGACCACGCAUAUCUUCUGUCUCGCUACUACUACUACUUUUUUAGUGGUUGCUGGUGUUUUUAAUGUAAAACCGUGAACGUUCACAUACAAGUACAUUAUGUUGCUGCUUCCUUUUUGGGUAAUACAAUCGUGUCUAUGACCUCUACUCUGCUGGACCCCACUUAGUUUUGGUAAUUCUUAACCUUGUGUAUUUUCUCAA